GCAGAGAACUGCUCCCUGCAUCUGACACAGGAGUUCCACAAAUUGUAUCCAAAUACUCAGGCUAAUCCGAUUCUCACCCAGAGCUCGUCUCCAGGUUUAGUGAUUGCCUCGGGGUUCAUGGGUAGGACUCUAAAGAGCAACCCGGAUGUGUUUGUCUCCUCUAACGCGGGUAUUUCCUGGAGGCAGGCCCUGUCUGGAAGUUACUUGUAUGCCACUGCUGACCAUGGUGGUAUCAUUGUGGCUGUUCAUCAGUAUGUGCUCACGGAUAAAGUUGUAUACUCAAUUGACGAGGGGGAAACUUGGCACAACUACACAAUAGUCAAGGAUAAAAUUCGAGUCUAUGGCUUACUGACAGAGCCUGGGGAGAACAGCACUGUGUUCUCAGUCUUCGGCUCACCUAGAGGCCCCCACAAGUGGCAGAUCAUUCAGGUGGACUUCAAGGAUGUUUUUGAGGGUAAAAAAUGUGGACCUUCAGACUACAAGAUGUGGUCAGUGGGUGAAGAUCUUCCAAAUGGGACAGGCUGCCUGCUGGGUCAUGUGACGACCUAUCAGCGUCGCAUCGCCCAUGCGGUCUGCUACAAUGGAGAAAUCUUCAUGAGGCAGUCUCUGAUCAGCAACUGCUCCUGCAGGAGGGAGGACUUUGAGUGUGACUUUGGCUUUCAAAACGUUGGUGGAAGAUGCCAGCGAGACACCAGUGUGAGAGAUGCUGAUGUUUAUCAGAUCCCAACCCAUUGCCCACCUGGAGCAUUCUAUUCUUACACUCGGGGGUACCGUAAGAUAGCAGGGGACACUUGCACUGGCGGAGCAGAACAUAGAUACAGACCUCUACUGUACUCAUGCCCAAUACAGGAACGAACUGAGUUUCUGUUAGUGACUCUAGAGUCCAAAGUACAGAUGAUUGACCUGGCCAGUGGAGCCCGGGUUGACCUGCUGGAUGAGCAUGUGUCUAACGUACCAGUGACGUUUGAUUAUGAGAAGAAUUGUCUCAUCUAUGUGAAUGUUAUUGGGGAUAUGAAGAGGAAGUGUUUCGCAGCCAAUAACCAUAGCAGUGUCCUGAAUCAUGAGAUCAUCCAUCGGAAUAGAAAUGGCACAACAAUCACUGGCAUGGCCUUUGACUGGACUGGCAGAAAUGUUUACUAUGCCGAUAGCAACAACUCCGUCCAUGUUGUCAGUGUUGACUUGAGAUAUGAGCGCACUCUGUAUACAGUCAAGAAUAAAGUCUACAGUCCAAGAGCCAUAACGGUGGACCCCCAUCAUGGGUAUCUGUUCUUUGUUGGCGGAGACUCCAGUUCCCGAAAUUUUUCCAUUUUCCGAGCAGCCAUGGAUGGAUCAAGUGACUCUGUUGAAGCUGUGACUAGGAAUUAUGUAACCAAUGAAACUUCACUAACCAUAGACUUGGACACUGAGAGCCUGUACUGGGUGACCCCGGACUUUGCAUCCGGCUAUACUUCUGAUAUCCACGGACAGUCAGUCAAUGUCUUAUUCACCGAAUCAGCUAACUUCAUAGCCAUUUAUAAGAAUGAUGUGUACAUAGCCACAAAGUAUGGGUUUGGUAUUUUGAUGGCCAACAAACACAGUGCUGACACAUGGCGCUACUUUGUCUUUGCAUCAGGCAUCCAAAAUAUGUUGGUUGUGUCCAAUACAUCACAGCAUGCCUCGAGUGCCUGCAGUGGUUACCACACCCCCUGCUCCCAGCUGUGCCUGCCACACCCAGACCCCACGAACCACAACCGCACCUGCCUGUGUGGAGAGAACUUUCCCCGGACAGUGCAUCCGCCAUCCAGAGAUGAAACUUGCCGCUGUGAAGUUGGGGAGAAGAUGGUCAAUCAAACAUGUGUCAAAGGAACAAACACAUCAUGUGCCAUGGAUAAACAAGCCUGUGGCAAUGGGAACUGCAUCUUCUUGACCUGGAAGUGCGAUGGCGAGGAUGAUUGUGGCGAUGGAACGGAUGAGAUUGACUGCCCAUAUACUACAUGCAGUUCUUCCUCGUUCACCUGCCGCACUGGAAAAUGCAUCCCCAAACAGUGGGUGUGCGACCGCCAGGACGACUGCAAGGAUGGGAUCCAGUCUGAUGAACUGAACUGCCCCAAUCAGGUGUGUACUCGGGACCAGUUCAAGUGUGAAAAUGGCUAA
Messenger RNA from Candidula unifasciata, 2133 nucleotides. The record is from the annotation of a GenBank genome assembly. NCBI's taxonomy places the organism in Eukaryota, Metazoa, Mollusca, Gastropoda, Stylommatophora, Geomitridae.